AUGGCGGAAGAAAGCGGCGAGACAAAGCCAUUUGAAAACAACUUCGAAUUCUGGGCAGACAAGGCCAAUUACGAGAAAGACACAUGUUUGAAGCUCAAGAAAAUCAGGAGAAAAGUGUCGAUCCCACCUUCGUACAUGGGAAAUUUGAAAUCUGCUUGCACCACGAUCCUCAACAAAAGCCUAACAAAAUACGAUGCUGAUAUAAGCGGAACUUUGGUUGCCUACAACGACAAGUCCUUCAAGUCUGUUGAACAAACGGUCUCCUUGAAAAAUCGUCCGGGAGAGGCGUAUUUGAAUUUCACCUUGGAAGUUGACGUCGUUAUUUUCAGCCCCGAACCUGGGUCUUUUCUCAGAGCUGUCUGUAAAGAGAAUCGGGAGACAAACAAAAGCCACACGGCUCUCUUGGCGAUGGAUACAUUCAACUGCGUCCUCUCGCACUUGAAUGAAGAAGGAAUAAAGAGCGAAGAAAUAAGCGUCGAUCAAUGUGUACGAUUUGAAGUGGAAAGCAUCGAAAUUGAUUGGAACGGAUUGCUGAUGGUCAAAGGAAACUCGCAGUCAAUGUCGGGCGAAGAUAAAGAGUAUGAUAUUUAUCGAGACUCGCUGCUUAGAUACGCGGGAUAUGCAAAUGAAGUCGGCGAGGCAUUUCGAGCACAGACCGCCAAGUACACCGUAGGCGGUUUCAACGGGCCAGUUUCACUGACUUAUGCAAUUUCUGUUGGGUACUGCGCUGCUGAUGCUUACGAUAAAUACAAGAAAACCGGUAAGUUUACCGGUUUCGUAGACGCUCUCGGAUGGCAAUUAGCCGCUUCGGUCAUCAUUCCCGGCUUCACAAUUCACCAAGUUUGCCAUUACUCCGGCCUUGGUCUGGCAAAGACCCUACCCAAAGUGCCUCUUCCACGCCGUCAACUGAUGGUCUCUGCCAUCGGCCUCGCAACAAUACCCUUCAUCAUUCACCCAAUUGAUCACGCAGUCGACUGGGCCUUCGACAAGUUUCCAAGAAAAUAUCUCUACACUCUUGACUAG
Messenger RNA from Oikopleura dioica, 1023 nucleotides. The record is from the annotation of a GenBank genome assembly. Lineage: Eukaryota; Metazoa; Chordata; Appendicularia; Copelata; Oikopleuridae.